AUGAGAGUAUCGGCAUUCUUUGCCGUUGCCCUUGGUUGGAUCACCAGCGCUAGUGCCUUUGCAGUCCCCGAUGUCCUGCAAAAGAUUGAACAGAAACUUCCCACCAGAGACGCUCCUCCACCGAAAUACUUUAGGGAAGCAUCACAGUAUCCCCACUAUGAUUCGAGAUAUUUUGAGGAAGCCCUCGAGCCACAGCUUCAGAAUGCAGGCAUCAAAGUCCUCAUGCAGACAUACCUAGCCACAUUUCGAGAUCUGGGAGUCCAGACCUGGUUAAUGCAUGGCUCCCUUCUCGGCUGGUGGUGGGGAAAGAAGACCCAUUCUCUAACCGAAAGGAUUUCUCAGGUCAUGCCAUGGGACCUAGACGCUGAUGUCUCAGUCACUGAGGCAGACAUGUAUUUCCUCGCUGCCUAUCACAACAUGACCAUCUACUACUACCAGUACGAUGCGUGUCCGGAGGGUUGCUUCUUUCAGCUGGAGAUAAACCCGUAUCAUAAAUAUCGCGAGAGGGAUGAUUACAUGAACUUCAUUGAUGCAAGGUGGAUCGAUAUGCAGAAUGGCCUGUUCAUUGACAUCACUGCGGCGAGGUAUGACCCCGGCCAUGAGAUGGGCGAUGGUGUUAUGUAUGAUAAGCAUGACCACGAGUUCAAGGACAAGUACAUCUUUCCUCUGUUAGACACCACCUUUGAAGGUGUUCAAGCCAAGAUUCCGUACAGGUACAGGGAGAUCCUGACCUCGGAAUACGGCAAGGGAGCAUUGUCGAGGACUGAUUACCAUGAUCACCGAUUCGACACAGAAAAGAUGCAGUGGAUUCCUAUGAACUAG
This is a messenger RNA of Fusarium subglutinans, 822 nucleotides long. RefSeq names its product mannosylphosphorylation MNN4. The transcript has 6 exons. The record is from RefSeq and is a predicted model, not a curated record. NCBI's taxonomy places the organism in Eukaryota, Fungi, Ascomycota, Sordariomycetes, Hypocreales, Nectriaceae. Bases 1 to 822 code for a protein of 273 amino acids.